AUGAUUAUCCCUGUGCGAUGCUUUUCCUGCGGGAAGGUGGUUGGAGACCUCUGGGAGCGAUACUUGAAGCUCAUAGAUGCCCAAGUACAAGAUGGAGAAGCUAUGGAUCAGCUAGGAUGUAAACGCUAUUGCUGCCGCAGAAUGAUAAUGACCCACGUCGACCUGAUCGAGAAGCUCCUCAAAUACAACCCCGCAGACAGAGAUACCAAGAAGGCGGCGAUGAACUAG
Messenger RNA from Cadophora gregata, 228 nucleotides. RefSeq names its product DNA-directed RNA polymerase II subunit L (gene RPB10). Gene Ontology annotation, biological process: tRNA transcription by RNA polymerase III; transcription by RNA polymerase II; transcription by RNA polymerase I. Gene Ontology annotation, cellular component: RNA polymerase I complex; RNA polymerase III complex; RNA polymerase II, core complex. NCBI's taxonomy places the organism in Eukaryota, Fungi, Ascomycota, Leotiomycetes, Helotiales, Ploettnerulaceae. Bases 1 to 228 code for a protein of 75 amino acids. The transcript is spliced from 4 exons. Gene Ontology annotation, molecular function: DNA binding; DNA-directed RNA polymerase activity; zinc ion binding. The record is from RefSeq and is a predicted model, not a curated record.